Molecule: messenger RNA, 1765 nt
Organism: Nicotiana tabacum (common tobacco)
Lineage: Eukaryota; Viridiplantae; Streptophyta; Magnoliopsida; Solanales; Solanaceae
Source: RefSeq, a predicted model, not a curated record
CACUACACUACGCUGCUUCUGCUAUAUGCUAUGCUUAGCUUCAGCUAAUAUACACAACCCCCUCUCUAAACCCUAGCUCUCCCUCAACUUCUCUCUCUCUCUCUCUAAAUCUCUCUCUUUCUCACUGCAUAUAUUUCAAGGCUCUUGAAAUUCACCGCUUUCAUUUUCUGCAAAAGCUAGCUACGUUUCUUCUUUCUGCUGUGAGUACAUGACUUCAUCAGCUUGCUUAAACAACAUCACCAUUUCGUCCGAGAAUUUUUUGGAUACCAAGUACAAGUCCUUCGUCUGGUCCAACAAGACUACUAAACCGGAAGUUCUAGAUCCAGAACUUCCGGUUAACGAGAUGGCGGAUUUCGAAUUCCGACUCGAAGAUCCGGUGACUAUGUUACCGGCCGCCGAUGAGCUAUUCUCCGACGGAAAACUGGUGCCUCUGCAACUCUCCGCGAUACACACGGCGGCGGCCACCUCUACUUCCGCCGGAGUUAGAUCACCGGAGACAUCGAAACUACGUACGAGAAAUGAUCUCAUUUCUCGUGCGGACACGUGCUUGUUCUCUCCAAAGGCUCCGAGGUGUUCGAGUCGGUGGAGAGAACUUUUAGGCUUGAAGAAACAGCAGCACAACAACAACGACGACAAUGACAAAGAAGAAGGUAAAAGAAACAGCACAAACAACACACAUAAAUCUCUUAGAAUUAAUUUCCUUAAUCGCAGCUCAAAAUCCUCAAAUUCUUCAACCGACUCAUCUCUAAUUAACAUUCCUUUGCUCAUUAAGGACUCCGAUUACGAGUCGAUUUCAGUUUCAUCAUCUCGAUUAUCUCUUUCAUCUUCUUCCUCUUCCGGCCACGAACACGACGAUCUUCCUCGACUUUCUCUCGAUUCUGACAAACCCAGUAGCUUUAGCCACAGCAAUGGCCAAAACAUUACUAAUAAUAAUCCUCCUCGAAUUCGACUAGUGAAACAUAGAGCUUUAUCGUCAGAAAAUCCAACUAUCUGUACCAGUACUACAAGAGGUGGAGUGUCGAUUGAUGAUAGUCCGCGAAUGAAUUCUUCAGGAAAAAUUGUUUUCCAUAAUUUAGGAAGAAGUUCGAGCAGUCCAAGCAGUUUUAAUGGUGGUGGAGCAAGGUAUAAACAUGGAGGAGGAGGAAUGGAGAGAUCUUAUUCAGCUAAUGUUCGUGUUACUCCGGUUUUAAAUGUUCCAGUAUGUUCUCUAAGAGUUUCUUCAAAAUCUGGAGUAUUUGGAUUUCCUCUGUUUUCUUCUUCUUCUUCUUCGCAACAGAAAAAAGAUGGUGGUGGUGGUUCUAAUGUUAGUGUUGGAGCUGAAAAUAAGAGACAUUAUAGUAGUAGCAAGACUCGCAUAGGCUGAAGAGAAGCCUUGUUGCUGGUAAAGUUGCUCUUAUUUUAUAAGGAGAUUACGGUUCGAGCGUGGAAAUAACUUCUUGCAGAAAUAUUGUAUAAGACACCUUGUGAUCUGGCCCUUCCGGACCCCGCACAUAAUGAAAGCUUAGAGUACCAAGCUCUCUUAGAGCCUAUAACCAGUAAAGUUGUUGUCAUGUGAUAAGAAAAUUUCGAGUUACAGGCGCGCAUGAAAAUAGCUUCUUGCCGAAAUGAAAAAAUACAAGGUAAAGUCGCCUACAACAGACCCUUUAGUCCGACCCUUACCAGACUCCACACAUAGUAAAAGCUUAGUGAACCGGGCUGCCCUUCCGAGCUUAUUUUUCUGAUUCUGUAAAUAUGGAUGGAAUUAAAUAACUCUUGUUUGUUUGGA